GAGCGUGAUUCAGAUCUACCUGUGGACCUGAUGCUAAGUACUGCAGUUUGCCUACUCUGGUAUGAUUGUGAAGAUUUUAGUAAGAAGUCAGCUGCUACUAUUGGUACUUCCUCAAGCUCACUUUCAUGGAUUGGAGAUAUCGCAACCAAUGUUUUGACGUCAUUGAGUUUCAGUUUUAACAGCUGCAUCAUGGUUUUUGAGGGGGAACCCGCCUUCCUAGUUACAAUAAUGGAUUCGUCUGAUGAACUGUAUGCAGCAGCUGGUAGCCUGGGAAUCAGUUUACAGUUGUUUUGCUCAUCGUCAGCUGAUUUAACUGAUGAAAUUAUAUUGAGGUGUAUCAAAUCUUCCGUUAAGUUGUCCAAACUCCCUGUCAAAAUGCCCGAGUCAGAAUCUCUUGCCGAAUCAUUUCUCACCAAAUUUCCGUCCGUGAAUCCACUUACAGCUCAAGUAAUUCUGUCAUCUUCUGGAUUACUUCUCGAAUUCAUGAAGCUCCCAUAUAGUAACAAAGUUGAAAGGAUGAAAAAGUAUCAUGUACCUGAAGAGAGUGUUGAUCUAUUUAGUUCACUAUGCAGAUACGGUGCGAGGGAGGACUCCAAAUCUGUAAUGACAGACAGCUCUUCUUCAGUAUCUUCUGGACCUGACUCAGACACACACCAUGUCACUGUUCAUUCUGGUUCGAAAAAGAAUCACCACAGUGCUGAGAAAAAUAGGAUAGAUAUGGAAGACUUGGUCCAUUUUGCUCCCUCGAAAGAAUUCGCUGAUGCGCAGCUCAAGCCUUCAGGGGAUUUCCAACUUGACGAUUCUUGGUCAUCUAGAGAUCAUGAGAUAUUUGAUUUUGACCCUGUCACUGAAUUCUCGGAUGCACCGUUCACAUCUUGUGGGAUGAUUCAUCACAAUGAAUCUUGGCCAGUUAAAAAUCCCGAGAGAUUUGAGAAGAAGUCAGGACCUGGUUCAUCAUCAAAGGACCGGUUUUGGGGAAAAGAUCUACCUGACUUUUCAGUGGAAGACAGUCUUCCUGGAAUUCCUGAACUGGAAGAUUGGAGUUUCCCAAGUAAAGACGAAUUCAUAAGCCCGAACAGAGGAUAUAAACUUCCAGUGAGGGGAGAUUUUAACUUGCAUGACAAUAGGAACUCAGACUACAAAGGUGAAGUGAUCGACAGAGCUGAUAAGUAUCUCGAGGAAGACUUCCCGCCUUCUCCUGGUUAUAAUAGGUUUUCUCCAAUAGUUUCUGAUGUUGAUGAAGACGAACUUCCAAGAAAAUCAAAAUCUGCAAGGAAGUUAUCUUUCUUUGAAUAUCUCCAGCCUAACUUCCCAAAAACGGCUGACGUUGACUCGAGUUCUGAAAGAUUCACCACCGAGAAAGAUUCAAAAUAUGAUAACAGUGCUUCUGUACGUGGCUUUGUUGACAGCUAUCCAGCAAAACGCCAAAGGACCCUUUUGGAGGAGGUCUUAACACGAAGAUCUGCAGUUCCCACGACAGAGCUUCCAUUUAGAGAAGAGAUAUCACAUUUCGGUGGAUCCCCACUAUCAAACUCAAUCCGUUCUUCAAAUCCAGUACAAGGUUCUCCUUGGACGAUUGAGUUUAUUAAUAGAGCUCGAGAAAGAAGCAGAGCAAGGAGACAACAACAAUCUCUUCCUUAUUAUGUUCCUCCCUCUAGUUUGGAGACUCCAGGAAACAUAAAGAAAGCAAGUACCAAGAGAAAGAGUCCUUCCAUGCUCGAGUUUUUCAAGUAUAAAGGAGGCAACAAACUUCAAGAAGAGAAAAAGCAGAAGCGGUCAAAGAACUCUUCAGCCUCGCCAAUAAACGACAGAUUUUACUCUCCUCUCAGGUCAUGGACACCAAUUGAUAAGCGAGCAAAACAGUCUCUAUCUUUCUCAGGGAAUGGAACUGAAGGCCAAACAAAACUGGUAUGGAAGUAAAGAAGCAAACACGGCGUAGCAAUUGGAAACUAACAUUAGUGGAGAUUCAAU
Molecule: messenger RNA, 1971 nt
Organism: Camelina sativa (false flax)
Lineage: Eukaryota; Viridiplantae; Streptophyta; Magnoliopsida; Brassicales; Brassicaceae
Source: RefSeq, a predicted model, not a curated record